This is a messenger RNA of Fusarium subglutinans, 2301 nucleotides long. RefSeq lists its product as uncharacterized. The transcript is spliced from 2 exons. NCBI's taxonomy places the organism in Eukaryota, Fungi, Ascomycota, Sordariomycetes, Hypocreales, Nectriaceae. The coding region runs from base 1 to 2301 and encodes 766 amino acids. The record is from RefSeq and is a predicted model, not a curated record.
AUGUCGCUCGCCACCACGGUCGAGCAGCCUCUCCUGAGAGUUGCUCCGACUGUCCCAUGGCCUUCGGUAGGCGCCAUUAGAAACCUCCCAGCUGUGAUCGUCGCCAUAGACUACGGAUAUGUUGAUACACUAGACAGUGUACCAUCUAACAUCCGUGGAAGAAUACCCAGGCAGAUCAAAGAUGGUGAGCGUCUGAUGAUAUGGAAGGGCGAAAUGGGCUAUCUGUUCGGCCGGAAUCCAAUCAACAGUGAUGUCCUGGUCUUGAUCUUCAAAGGAGCUUUGCAGAUACCUGUCGUUCUGCCUAGCAGUAUCGUUGUCGAAGGAAGGCCCUUCCGUGAUCUCACACAGCAAACGACUGAUCUACUUGGCCCGACAAGAGAACCACAAGUGUCAAUUCGGAGUCACCCUAAUGACAGGGCUUUACAAAAAUUCAUUCGUUCCUUCGUUCUAUCAACCUCAAGGCAGCAGGGGGAUCUGCGUUUGCUGGGACUUUCUCCGUCCGAAGCAGAUGAGCUUUUCAUGGGGAGCAACUUGGACAACAACGUGGAUGCUCUUUUGGAGGCAAUCUUGCCCGAAGCAAAGCAGACGCUCGAGGAUGGAAGGUUUUCUCUACAGAACAUUCUUGAGAUCCGCCAUGCGUCAAUUGACUGGCCUGGCGAUCGACCAUGUAUCUAUGUGCGAAUCUAUACCGACCCGGAAGACCAACCAGAGGACGAAUCCCGCGAUGAGGCGCAGGCUGAUAUAGAUCAGUACGUGGGGGUCUAUGUCGGUCAAUCCCGGCAAGCCUGGGUUCGCCACCUAGAGCAUGAAAGAAACAUCGAAUUCCAUGUUCCCGCUCAUGGCAAGACGCACUACAAUACUGCCGUGAAGUCACUCCCUGAAGACCGACACACAAUUCCUUUGCUGGUUUUUGAAGAUCGAUCUAUUUCUAGUAUUCUGCUGAACAUGGCUGAGCAGGUGAUGUUGAAUGCCUUAAGAGCCGAAGCCCGUUGGAUUUUUGCCGCUACCCCAGGGAAUGCGAUGAAAUAUAUGCUUCAACGCCGUGCUCGUCUAUUCUCUGACACGGCCAGAGCAGUUCGUUCGCAGGUAAACUGGCCUAGACUGAACGGCCAAGGGUUGAACGUAUCGUCUCCGCUGUUGGAGGAGCGGUACCAAGUUCAUCUUCACUGCAUACCGAUGGCAACACGCGGCGGUCCAUUUGCCGAGGCCUUCACAACAUAUCGAAUGGGAAGGAACGUCUUGAUCAGAGAGAACAUCGCCGAAUCUCGCCAGGGGCACUAUCUAUUCAUUUAUUUCGGGCUAUCAGACGGCCAUAGGGCCGUUGAAAAGAUGAGCAUCCCCCUGCCUUAUGAUCCUGAGGGCAUCACCGGGCUCAGACCAGACGUCCGGAGCGGCUAUCUGGUGGCCGAAAUCAUGAAUGACAGGCAACCCCAUCCCAGAGCUUUCGUCGGAUGCCCAAGUGUCGGACCUUUCGAGAAUUUCCACGAAGGCUCCUGCAUUGCCCUCCGAUUUGAAUGGCAGGCAGACGGUCGAUGGUAUACAGUGUACCUCCAACGCCCCUACCUGCACCUCAGAUACGAUCCAACACGUCCUGACCCCGAAUACGCCAUAGAGGCGUACAGAGCUGCUAUGAAACUGAUCCAGGCCUUCGAGGGAAUUGUGUAUACUGAACCUCUCAAUGGGUUUCCACAAUCACUCACCAUGGGGAACGUCCAGAUGCUCCAGACUGAUCACCUCAAUCAGAAAUACCGUUGGGUUUCUCAGCAACGAGUUACCCGUCCAGCCCCAGCCAAAGCCAGCUGGGGGUACAACUACAAGCUCAUGGUAAAGAACUUUGGCAAUGACUUGUUCGAUGAAAUGUCCAAUGAACAGAUGACUUUCGUUGGGCCGUCGGAUCCUAUGAAAGUUCGUCAUGGUGCACUGAAUUGGUCGGAGGAGGACGUCAGAGUAGGCGCUUUCAAAUGCGACUCUUGUACCGCAAUCGACAUGCUCAGUGGUAGGGUUCAGGCCUGCACUAGAGAUGAGUCUCGAAACGACGUCUGGGUCUGCAAGCACUGCUCGUUAUUCAACAGACCGUGCACUUUCACUCCGUUUAGACGAUUGAAACGACUUAUUCAGGGUACUUCAACUGUCAGCGGUACAGAUACUUCACUCUACCCCAAAGGUCUCUUCAGAUUCCUAUCUUUUCACCACACUAUGAGCCCCCAGGAGAUUGGUGAGAUUUUUGAAGUGUCUGAGCCUUUGUUCGAAAAGCUUGGAGGUUCUGAGAAUGAGGAUGGGGACGAUGAAGAGGAUACUUGA